AUGCAAAAGGCAAUGAAAAGCGCAGAAUAUAUAAAAGCUAAUAAUGACUGGUUAGAUGCCCAAGCCAACGCUAAAGCAGCCCAACUUAUAGGGUCAAUAAGGACAAAAAUACAAGCGGAUGAAGACAGUUCAAAUGAAGCUUUAAUGAAUGCUGACUUUAAGAAUGCCUUCGAAGCUCUUCAUAGUAAGGUGAAACUAGUGAACGACUUCUCAUCUGGAAAGAAACUGAAGUCUGAAGGUUUCGACAAAGAGUUAAGAGAAGUAGCACAAAAUAUGACGAAAAUAACAGAUGCAGCAACGAGACAGGCAGUUCAAAGUGCCUAUGACGCCGUUAGAGCAACUGUUGUGGAAAGUCAAGAAAAAGAGUUACAACAGACCAAAACAGACCUAGUAAAUGCUUUCUUAAGAACGAAAAGUCAGGUAGGACAUUAUGCUGCAGAUGGAACAUAUGUGCCAGCUGGUGGAACUUAUAUACCAGCUGGUGGAACUUAUAUACUAGCUAGUGGAACUUAUAUACCACCAAACCCUCCAAGAGAAGCACCUGCACCAGGACUACCUAAAACAUUUACAUCGUCACAUGGACACAGACACAGGCAUGCACCAAAACAACAACAACAACCAACAGUUCAAAAUCCAGCACCACAACCAACAGUUCAAAACACUACACAACAACCAACAGUUCAAAACCCUGCACAACAACAACCACAAACAGAGCAAGGACAUAAAAGAAGUAGAGAACAAGGAAACCAAGAAUUCUUAAAAAUGCUUAAGGAAGAUUAUGGUUACCCAGAUACUCUUGACUUUAGUGACAGAUAUAAAGAAGCUAUUAAAAAGUUCAAGGAAGGAAAUACUGACCCGAACCUAUUUAGCUUUAUGGUUCAGCACCAAAUGGGAUAUAAUUUCAAACCUGGAAAAUACAAGCUCGCUAAGGGAUAUGAUUUAA
Molecule: messenger RNA, 943 nt
Organism: Trichomonas vaginalis G3
Lineage: Eukaryota; Parabasalia; Trichomonadida; Trichomonadidae
Product: protein of unknown function, DUF4106 family
Exons: 1
Source: RefSeq, a predicted model, not a curated record